Carassius carassius (crucian carp) is the source of this 1278-nucleotide messenger RNA. Its product is annotated as Na(+)/H(+) exchange regulatory cofactor NHE-RF1-like. The record is from RefSeq and is a predicted model, not a curated record. Gene Ontology annotation, molecular function: protein-membrane adaptor activity; signaling receptor binding. Lineage: Eukaryota; Metazoa; Chordata; Actinopteri; Cypriniformes; Cyprinidae. Gene Ontology annotation, cellular component: apical plasma membrane. Bases 1 to 756 code for a protein of 251 amino acids. The transcript is spliced from 5 exons. Gene Ontology annotation, biological process: protein localization to plasma membrane.
AUGGUAUCCUUUAAGAUGAAGGGCACAGACAUUCAGACGCCAAACUUCCUGAAUUCCAGUGGCACCGGCUUGUGUUUCAUUGUGCUGAUGUUAUGUUUUGUGUCUGUCCCGCAGGACCUGAAAACCCAGCUCAGACCCCGGCUAUGUGUCAUUGAGAAAGGCCCCAAUGGCUUCGGCUUUAACCUGCACAGUGAGAAGUCCAGACCCGGCCAGUAUAUCAGCGCUAUAGAUGACGACUCUCCAGCACAGAGAUCCGGCCUGAGGCCCAAAGACAGGAUAAUACAGGUCAGCGGGGUUUCGGUGGAGGGGAAGCAGCACGCUGAGGUGGUGGCCGCUAUUAAAGCCGGGGGUGACAGCACGACACUCUUGGUCGUAGAUCCAGACACCGAUGCUUUCUUCAAGAAGUGUCGAGUGACGCCCACUGCAGAACACCUCACAGGACCGCUGCCUGAACCUGUGGUCAACGGAGACAUGGAGGACAAGGUUAACGGAAAUGUGGCCAAAGAGGUGGAGCUGAAGGACUCGAAGAUAUCAAUCAGUCCGUCUCCUUCCAAUGCAUCCUCUAACGCCUCCCUCACGACUCCGCCCACUGGGACUCCGCCCCCUGAGACUCAGGAGCCGUCCAUCAUAGCUGCCAUCCCAGAGCUCAAUCUGUCCCUGCAGCAGGUGAAAGAGCGCGCUCACCAGAAACGCUCCAGUAAGAGAGCUCCACCCAUGGACUGGAACAAGAAAAAUGAACUCUUCAGUAACCUAUAGACCUCCGGUCGUCCAUCCACCCACCCAUUCAUCCAUCCGUCAGCUCUGUUUAAGACUUGAUAAAACAGAGCAGAUCUUAUAAUGAAGUUAAAGUCAUCAAUGAAGUAGGCUCAAUAUGAUGUAUGUACAGUGUGUAUAUUUACACACAGAUUUAUAUCUAUUCCGAAUUAUGUAUAUGAAUUACUAACAGAUUAUAUUAGGCUGCAUCUGCUGUGGGGAAAUGGAAUGUAACAUUCUACAACUGUGAUGUAUAUCAAUCAUUGGCUGUGUUCAGAAUGGAGUACUAACUUACUGUAAUAUUACUGCUCACUGUAUAGACUCGAGUGAAACAGAAGUAGGAAUGAAUGCUGUUGUGCACACAGUGGUAUGCUAUACUGUUGUCACAGAACAAUUACUUUGCAUGUUUAAUUUAACGAGCAGCAUAUCAGUUAUCAUCAAAUUAAUUCAAUUUUGUGUAAAUAUGUUAUGUUUUUUUUUUUUUUUUUAGGGUUUGGCAGUUUGAUUAAACAGUAGGUAAAAGCU